This is a messenger RNA of Stegodyphus dumicola, 2274 nucleotides long. RefSeq lists its product as uncharacterized. Lineage: Eukaryota; Metazoa; Arthropoda; Arachnida; Araneae; Eresidae. The record is from RefSeq and is a predicted model, not a curated record.
AUGCAGUUCUUGGCAGAAGAAGUGGAAGGUGUAGUUGCAGCACAAAGAGUUAAAGGACAUUGGCCUCAAUAUUGUGAAACUGUUACAGACUAUGAUACUCGUGUUCAGAAACUUAAAACUUCAAAUCGCUGCUUUCUGUGUACUAACCGUGGUCAUAGAGUUUCAAACUGCCCAAGAAAAAAUACUGCACGAUGCACUAAAUGCAAGAAAAGGCAUCAUGUUUCUAUUUGUCCUCCUGUUGAAAACAAUCAACUGCGGAUAACUAACAGUGCUGUAAAUCACAUAACCUUUCCUAAAACAAUUUUCACACAUUUGCAAACUGCUCGUGUGUAUGUUACUGGCCCCACAGGCAUUACUAAAUUAACACGCUGCAUUUUAGAUGGUGGUAGCCAAGCAAGUUUUGUUCACACAAACCUCAUUGAAAAACUUAAGCUUAAAGUUGUCAGUUCUGCCUCACUUUCAGUUCAAGCAUUUGAAUCUUUUACUUCACAAGAACAACGUAGAUGUGUUCAACUGUCACUUUCAAGUUUGUGGAGCAACCAAGCAUUUUUGAUCUCCGCAUUUGAAAGCUCCAAUUCCUAUACUACACAUCCUACUGCUCCACCAGAAAUAGUUCACUUUGCUCAGAAGAAAAGAUUGAGAAUUGCUGAUCCUCCGGAUGACUCUUCACUGCCCAUAGAAAUACUUAUUGGUGGUGAUCAUUAUUGGCAAAUUGUUUCCACAGAAGCUCCAAUCAAGCUUUCAGAAUCUUUUGUUAUGGUACCGUCAGUGUUUGGAUGGGUUCUUAGUGGAACAAGAACACAUACUACAAUCGCUGAGAAGACUUCUGUCCAUCAAGUUUGUGUGCAAGUUAAAACUGAUUGUUUAAAUGAUCAGGUACGUCGCUUCUGGGAAUUAGACUCCAUAGGGAUACAAGAUGCGCAGAAACGAAAAAUGACUACUCGAGAUGAAGAAAUUUUAUCAGAAUUUCACAAAACUUACAACACUGAAGACAAUCGAAGAAUUGUGUCUCUGCCUAGAAAACCAUUGGUCACACCUUUGCCUACAAACAAAAUUAUAGCGGAAAACAGAUUUCAUUCUCUUCAAAAAAGACUUGCAUCUAGUGAUGUGUUAAAGACACAAUAUGACAAAUGCAUGCUGAAUUACAUUGAACAAAAGCAUGUUGAAGUUUGUUCCAUAGAUGAAUCCAAUGAGAAGCCAGUAUAUUACCUUCCUCAUCAUGCUGUAAGAAAGAAAACGCAAUCUGAAACCAAGUGGAGAAUUGUGUUUGAUGCUUCCUCGCAUGCUCCAGGAAUGAUUUCACUGAACGAUACCUUGGAAGCUGGCCCGAAUCUUCUUCCUGAAUCUAUUGGUUGUCUACUAAGAUUUCGAUUGCAUGAAUUCGCUGUUACAUGUGAUGGUAAGCAAGCUUUUUUACAGUUGUCACUACAUAAAGAAGAUAGGGACGUCACAAAAUUUUUCUGGUACAAAUUAAAAUCUGAUUCAUCUCAACCUACUACUUUUACAGAUGAAAUAACUGUUUACAGAUUUACUCGUUUACCAUUUGGCCUUACUUGCAGUCCGUUUUUACUCUGUGCUGCGACACGAGAAUUGGCUGCAAAACAUAUCGCAGAAUUUCCAAUUGCUGCACCAAUGAUAGAUAAACAUCUCUAUAUGGAUGACUUUCUUGCUAGUAUGGAAACUGAAUCACGUAUUGUAAUGCUAUACCACAAGAUCAAGAAUUUAAUGGCUCUAAUGAAAUUGCCUAUGGAAAAAUGGGCUACAAACUCUUUGAAACUCAAAGAUGUACUACAAACACAUGAAGAAUCUCACAAAACGGAAACAACUGUCUUAGGUAUUGGCUGGAAUACAACUUCUGAUACUUUGAAGCAUGCAUUCAAGACUUCCCUCUGUGUUUCUACAGACAAACCACUUACAAAGAGAUGGUUACUCCGCUGCAUUGCUAGUUUUUAUGAUCCCUUAGGCCUUUUUUCACCGUUUACUAUUCUUGGGAAAAUCUUAUUCCAAGAUACAUGGAUUCUUGGAAUCAAGUGGGAUGAAUUACUACCUGCUAAUUUAUCAACUUUAUGGUAUGCAGCUGUGAAAGAACUUGAUGACAUUUGCUCCCUUCAAAUUCCUCGAUGCAUAGGCAUUUCAUCACAUGUUCCUUUUCCUUUUGCUAUUCAUGUGUUUUGCGACGCAUCUGAAAGUGUCUAUGGUUCAGUUCUGUACAUUGUUACCUUUAAAGGUGACCAAUCGAAUGUGAAUUUAGUGUGUGUAGUCGCAACAAACUAG